Messenger RNA from Notothenia coriiceps (black rockcod), 498 nucleotides. Its product is annotated as wiskott-Aldrich syndrome protein family member 3-like. The annotation marks the transcript as partial. NCBI's taxonomy places the organism in Eukaryota, Metazoa, Chordata, Actinopteri, Perciformes, Nototheniidae. The record is from RefSeq and is a predicted model, not a curated record. The transcript has 3 exons.
UCUGUCUGUCUCGUCUCUCCUGCAGGAGCAGCAGAAGCAGGUGGAGGACCCCAGCAGAGAGGUGAAGAAGGUGCGUAAGGCUCGUAACCGCCGUCAGGAGUGGAACGUCCUGGCCUACGACAAAGAGUUCAGACCAGACGCCCGCCUCACCCCCUCCCCCUACCACGGCAUGUCCUCAGAGGGGUCCCUGUCCCCUGAUAGCAGGUCGAUGACCUCUGACUCCUUCCCAGCGUCCCCCUCCCACCCCUCGACCCAGGUGCCGAGCACCGUGCACCCCCCCGACCACGGCCGGGAGCACCUCAGCGCCGCGGCCCAGACUCAAUCUCUGGACCGGAUCCUGCGGCCCCCCAGCGGGCCCCCCGGGGCCGGAGGAGCGGCCGCACCGGGGCGCCACGCCGCCUCUCUGGGCCGAACGCCUUCAGGAGCUCAGCCCGGAGGAGAACCGGCUGUUAACGGGCCGAGGCAGCCGUCCGUUAAAGAGUACCGGGCCGGGCACGG